This is a messenger RNA of Salvelinus fontinalis (brook trout), 1450 nucleotides long. RefSeq names its product beta-2-glycoprotein 1-like. Lineage: Eukaryota; Metazoa; Chordata; Actinopteri; Salmoniformes; Salmonidae. The transcript is spliced from 8 exons. The coding region runs from base 230 to 1282 and encodes 350 amino acids. The record is from RefSeq and is a predicted model, not a curated record.
AGAGAACUGGUGAUGUGUACUAGGAAUGGGGGAGGGGCAACAGUAAGGUUCACAAAGGUCUGGUGUUUUACGGUAAAUGGCGUAAAAGAGCCUGAGGUUGCCUCAUUCUGCGUUGUCAUCGACCCUUAUCCAAUUACCUUGAGAACCCAAAAAGUUGGGAGCUCCAACGACAUUCCGAUUUGUACCCUUGAAACCAGAGAGGAGAGACGCUCUCUCCACACCACAGACGAUGGCACCAAGUCUGUCUUUGCUGCUGAUCUGUCUGCUUGCCUUGUAUACACCAGUGACAUCCAAGAAAGAAUGUGGCCGCCCGCCCCUGGGUGACGGUAAGGAACUGGAGGGGUUCCAGAGGGUGUACUCCCCCGGAGACGAGGUGGUGCUGUCGUGUAAACGAGGAUACACACCCACUUCAGGCUCUCGCACAAUCCUCUGCACUGCUAGCGGAGACUGGACCAAGUCUAAACUCACAUGCUCAACAAAGAGUUGCUCUCUCCCGGAAGCACUAAACCACGGAGACAUGGAGUUUGUGGACAUUGUCUACCAGAGUACCAUCAACUACACCUGCCAUGAGGGGUAUACCCUGCAAGGAGCCAGUACCAUUGAGUGCUUGUACGACGGCCAAUGGAGUGAUCCACCACCAAAGUGUACACCGGUGAUAUGUGGUCUUCCUCCAAUACCUAAAUAUGGGAAAAUGGUCUACGACAGAAAGUUGACAGGCAACACGACUGUGUUUGGUUUUGGGGGGACCUACGAGUGUUUCCCUCCACUUGUCCUCAUAGGCAACGAGAGGGGAUCGUGCAGCACUAACGGAGACUGGACUGAGCCACCAGAAUGUAAAUUGGUGACCUGUUCAGCUCCAACAGGCAUCAUCAACGGCUACAUGACCGUUAGCGAUAAGAGGGAGCACGGCUUCAAGGAGACUGUCAGAUAUGGAUGUAAUAUAGACUAUGUCCUGGACGGGCCUGUGGAGAUCGAAUGUCUCAAAACAGGGGAUUGGUCAAUGAAGCCAGCUUGCAGGGCUUCCUGCAAGGUAGGUAUUAAAAGAGGACGCAUCCUUUACAAUGGAAAGAAAUUUUGGAUAAAGGAUUUCGAGCCCAAUAAAAUCUUGCAUGCGGAAGUCGUCUUGAUCUACUGUAUGAACAAGGAGAAGAAGUGUGGCUAUGCAUUGUCAACCCAGUGCAUCGAUGGAAAACUCAAGAUCCCAGAAUGCUUUGAAGAACCAAGUGAUUUUACAUAUAAAUUCAACUAUGAUUCCCUGCCAUCUGAGAUAGCCCAGUGCUGAAACGCUGUGCAUGACAAAGCAAAUUGAGACCAAGAACAUUGAUUGCCUGUGAAUUAAAUGUCAAUAAAACCAUGUGUAUUUCUAUGUAAUGCUAUCCAUUUGUUCUUCGGAAUAAUUUUUCUGUAGAGAACUAAUUUUACGAUGAAUAAAAUAUACUGUUUGCUUGUA